GAGGGGGUUCAGGCCGGGUCAUGAAGAGCCGCUCGGCCGGGCUGCCCCUUCCCUCCCUCCCGCCAGUGACGAUCCCUUGCUCCCCCCCUGUGCAUCCCUACCUCUGCUAAGCGGGCCCUUCUUGCCUGGCUGGAACUGGAAGGUAAUGGAGGCGGACGCAAAUCAAGCCAACUCGGUGCUCAGUGCAGACUCGCAGCACGAUCCCUGCAAAAUGUUCGUCGGGGGACUGAGCUGGCAGACCACACAAGAAGGUCUUAAGGAAUAUUUCUGUAAAUUUGGCGACGUAAAAGAAUGCAUGGUGAUGCGAGACCCUGUUACAAAACGGUCAAGAGGAUUCGGUUUUGUCACUUUUGUUGACCAAACGGGCGUAGAUAAAGUUCUAGCGCAACCGAGACAUGAACUAGAUUCGAAGACGAUUGAUCCUAAGGUGGCUUUUCCACGCAGAGCACAGCCAAAGAUGGUGACCAGAACAAAGAAGAUCUUUGUGGGAGGGUUGUCUGUGAACACCACAGUGGAGGAUGUCAAGCAAUAUUUCGACCAGUUUGGAAAGGUAGACGAUGCCAUGCUGAUGUUUGACAAGACAACCAAUCGACAUCGAGGCUUUGGUUUUGUGACCUUUGAGAGCGAGGAUAUCGUGGAGAAGGUCUGCGAGAUCCACUUCCAUGAAAUCAACAACAAGAUGGUGGAAUGUAAGAAAGCACAACCCAAGGAGGUGAUGUCACCAACCGGGACUGCCAGGGGACGUUCCCGAGUGAUGCCCUAUGGGAUGGAUGCCUUCAUGCUGGGAAUAGGCAUGUUGGGGUAUCCAGGUUUCCAGGCUGCUUCAUACGCGAGCCGUGGUUACACAGGCCUCGCGCCUGGUUACACCUACCAGUUUCCCGGUCCAUUACUGCUGCCUCCUGCCACCACGCUUCCCUCUUCAGCCGGCAGAGCGGGACAGUCUGGGGUACAGACCUCCCAGUGGGCACCAUCGAUGUUGCUCCAGGACUGGCCCACAGGAGCGAUCCCGCUCACCGCGUACGGACCAAUGGCAGCAGCCGCUGCAGCGGCUGUGGUUCGCGGGACAGGUUCUACCCCGACCCGCACCGGUGGUUUCCUGGGCACCACCAGCCCCGGCCCCAUGGCUGACCUGUACGGGGCCGCCAACCAGGACUCUGGCGUCAGCAGUUACAUCAGUGCGGCCAGCCCUGCACCAAGCACUGGAUUUGGUCACAGUCUCGGGGGUCCCUUGAUCGCCACGGCUUUCACAAACGGUUACCACUAAAGCAGGGGCCUGUGAAUCUGAAAAAGGAGGGCCUGGCCGGUGAGCACGCGGAGAGGAUGUGGGUUGUGAACCUCAGGCAGCUGUGAUCAUGUUACUGCACACAUAGACUUACUGUCAUUAACCCAUCUCCGACCACCCACCCCACCCCACCCCCAACCCAUCCCACCCACCCCACCCCCACCCCGCCCCACCCUGCCCCACCUCACCCCACCCCACCCCCACCCCACCCCACCUCACCCCACCCCACCAACUGAAGAAAACAUCUCACUCCUUCACUAACACUUAAAGUUUACGCUUCCUUGUUUCUCCUGAUUUUUUUUUUGUAAUUUAUUUUAUUUUAUUUUUUUUUUAGCUUAACGAUUGAUCAGUUUUAAGCCGUGUCUUUUUGUUGUUGUUGCUUAUUUGAAAGUGUUUAGAUGCAUUCUUUUGAAAAUGAGAGUUGUGUGAUUUAUUAGAACAUUUCGCUGAGGACAUUUUACUCGAUAUUUUUGACCAUUUUUUUUUGCCAGAUCUUGUUUUUAAACGAGUAAGAGCUAAAGAGGGUAAUGUAAAACACUCCAAAAGAAAAUGAAAUCUUGUCUAAAUACAAUUUAUUUUGAUAUUCUUUGUAAAUGUCAUCUAUUAACACUGAAUUCCAGUUAUCAUGGAACAAAAAAACAUCUGCAGGACAAAAAUGUAUAUUUUGGUAAAAAAAACACUAUGAAUCAUAAAAGUAUUUUUUUCUGAAAUUGGAUAAAACGUUUCUGUAAAAUAUGUAAAUAGAACAAGCUGGAUUUGUAUUUGCCUUCUGCACAAAAGGUUUUUUUUUGAGUACGGUAGUAUUUUUGAGAAAAGGUUAGCUUCCAGGUCCUUACACAGCCUGUAACUUAGCAAUAUUGUAGUUAACACCCAGCAGAUUUUGUAGUCGUUGUCGUUAAGGGGCUAAUUUACUGUAGAGAUGCUUUUUUAUUCUCUAACUUCUCAUAUAAAUGAAGGACAUUUGGUUAAAGAUAAUGAAAAUGACUGGUACCUCAAUGGGUCAUGAAGCUGCUAAAGAUUUAAAAAAUCCACAUGUAAACUACAUAUCUAUAAAGGUUGUGUAGGCCAGCCUGGACUCCACUUUCGACCCCGGUUUUGAGAAGGAAUGGUUGUUGCUAUAGCUACUGCUGUUUUACCUCAACUGGUCGAUUCCACAAAGCUUUCAACUCUCCCGGUUUAUUUUUUGAAACGGUAUCCUGUAGUGUUUGGACAUGGCUAGUUCUCGUUUUUUCAUUUCUUUGGAAACCGCCUGCACUUCCAGCUCAGUCGCAAUGGGCCUCGGUAACUGAUCGUGCGCCGGACGUGGAGGGGAAGCCGACGUGGUCUUGUCUCCGGCUGAGAGAGGAAAGGAGAUUGUUCUGCAAGGACUGGGAGCCAAGCCAAGCUGUGCUUCGCUCGCUGUGAGGCGAAGGGGCAAGCCCACUCGUGGGAUUGAAGCACUGCCCUCUUUUGUCAUCCCGGGCCCUCCCCUGCGCCGCAUUUCCCAGCGCCAAGCCCCUGGGGGUGAUGGAAGGCAUGGCAAGAAGGUAAAGCCCGAGUAAUUACCACAGCCCCGCUGGCAGCCAGUUUGAAAGGACAUGGGCUGAAAGUUUCCAGGAGCCUGGAUCCUCUAGGUCUUGCUGGAAGAGGGAUGGUCCUGUGAGCAGGAGCACGUGGAGAGCGAUGGCUAGAACCUUUUGUUUUAGAGGAGGAGAAAUGACGUUGAUCCAACAGGAGGCUUCUCCUUAUCUGCAAGGGUUAACAUGUUUAAUAUAUGACAUAUUCACAGAUGGAACUUGUUACCUUGAACUAUUGUAAAAUACUUUUUUAAUUAAUGUGUUUUAGAGAGAGAAUGAAAGGUCCAGGGGCAGAUUUUUUUUUAAAAAGGUUAAGGCCAGUUUAGUGCUUACAGUGAAAAGAAAAGAAAACAGAAAUCUGUUUUUUUUAAAAAAAAAAGGAAAAUGUGAGCGCAUUAAAUGCUGCAAUUCUCUGUUGGUUUAUUCCAGGAUCAUUUCUUGUCCUGAGUCAGUGGAGAGGCUGACCGAUCUGUGGAGACUUGCUAGCUUUGCUCUUGAUUUUUAAUCAAUAAACACUACUGGAAAUGCAAACACUUUGUUUGUAACAGCAAUAAAUGCUAUUUGUGAAAAUGCAUCCGGGGAGCACAUUUUUUUCUGAUUUCUAUUUUUCUCUUCUAGAUGAAGUGGUGUUUGGUAAAUAAUGUCUUGCUCCCCGAUGCAUUCUACUGCCAGGCAGAAGUUUUCGCUUUUUAAUCCUUUUUACGUUUGUCUAUUUUUUUUUGCCAGUAAGUUAUUGCAAUUUGAGAAAUGUCAUCUCUGGCUCUGUAACCCUUUUUCAGAUUUCAUUUAAAAUUCCUA
This is a messenger RNA of Mobula hypostoma (lesser devil ray), 3636 nucleotides long. Its product is annotated as RNA-binding protein Musashi homolog 1-like. Gene Ontology annotation, biological process: central nervous system development; regulation of translation. The record is from RefSeq and is a predicted model, not a curated record. Lineage: Eukaryota; Metazoa; Chordata; Chondrichthyes; Myliobatiformes; Myliobatidae. Gene Ontology annotation, cellular component: cytoplasm. Gene Ontology annotation, molecular function: mRNA binding. The transcript is spliced from 15 exons. Bases 146 to 1264 code for a protein of 372 amino acids.